AUGGCCUUGGCACCGCCACCUUUGGGGGUCUCACCGACCACGGUCAGCGCUGCGGGAGGGUUGUGGCCUCCGUGCCUGGAGAGAAAUCACCCGGCUGCUAAACUGGAGGCCCGAAGUUGGUGCUGGCAGACCCCGGGAUGCGUGGAGCCAGAGUUACUGCUCAGGAAGCAGCUCAGGCCUUGCAGAGCAAAGGUGCUCCCCUUCAGUCCUCUGCCUGAUAUUGUGGAUGGAAGUGACCUGAAGCAAUUUUUUGAGAACAAUUAUUCUCAAAUUUAUUUUAUAUUCUAUGAAAACUUCAUAACACUGGAAAAUAGCUUGAAACAAAAAGGGAAUAAAUCACAAAGGGAGGAGCUGGACUCCAUUCUCUUUCUUUUCGAAAAAAUAUUGCAGCUACUACCUGAGAGGAUUUUUUAUCGAUGGCAUUUUCGCAGUAUAGGGUCGAUUCUGAAGAAACUUUUGCACACUGGAAAUUCUCUCAGGAUAAGAUGUGAAGGAAUCCGACUGUUUCUUCUCUGGCUUCAAGCGCUUCAGACUAACUGUGCAGAAGAGCAGAUAUUAAUAUUUGCAUGCCUUGUGCCUGGCUUUCCACCCAUUAUGUCCUCACGAGGUCCCUGUACACUAGAUAACCUCAUUAGUCCUCCUAAUUCGCCAGAUGCUAAGAUUUUUCCAGAAGAAAUAACCCCACUUUUGCCAGCUGUCUCUGGAGAGAAAAUUGCUGAAGACCAAACCUGCUAUUUUCUUCAACUACUGUUAAAAUAUAUGGUAAUUCAGGCUGCAAGCUUAGAGUGGAAGAAUAAGGAGAACCAAGACACUGGUUUUAAGUUUCUCUUCACGUUGUUUAGAAAAUACUAUCUGCCUCACUUGUUUCCGUCUUUUACAAAGCUAACCAACCUCUACAAACCUGUUCUUGAUAUUCCUGAUAUAAGACCAAGACCAGUAUACAUUACUGCAACACGAAACAAUGAAAAUGUCUAUAGCACAAAAAUCCCAUAUAUGGCAGCUCGAGUUGUUUUUAUUAAGUGGCUUGUUACCUUCUUUCUUGAAAAUAAAUAUUUAACUGCUGUUCAGAAUACAAAAAAUGGAGGAGAAAUGCUCCCUAAAAUUAUUCAGACUGUUGGUGUUGUAAACCAAGAUAAAAACACAGAGCUGGAAACCAGUAUGUCUUAUGCAAGUGAGCAGGAGAGAAGCCGUUCUAACAGCAGCACCUUGUCCGACAGAAGGCUCAGCAAUUCCAGCCUCUGCAGCAUCGAAGAGCAGCACCGGACUGUCUAUGAGAUGGUGCAGAGAAUACUCUUAUCCACUCGAGGAUAUGUUAACUUUGUUAAUGAGGUGUUUCGACAAGCUUUUUUAUUGCCACCUUCUGAUAUAUCUGCAACACGAAAAGUGGUUAAGGUGUAUCGAAAGUGGAUAUUGCAAGAGAAGCCUGUGUUCAUGGAGGAGCCAGACAAAAAGGAAGACAGUCAGGAUGCUGUUGUCAACUUAGAGGAUUCAUCAGUGCAAACAGAUGGUAAACAUCUUUCCUCUGACCAUUCAGGACAUAAGCGCUCAUCCAGCUGGGGAAGAACAUACUCCUUUACCAGUGCUGUUAACAGAGGAUGUAUAUUAGAAGACGAGGACAAAAAUGUUAAAGCUGGUGCUCAAGCUGCGUUACAGGUAUUCUUGACAAACUCUGCAAAUGUUUUCUUAUUGGAACCGUGCAUUGAAGUCCCUGUGCUUCUGAAGGAGCAAGUUGAUGCUUGCAAAGCAGUUCUGAGUAUCUUUAGGCGCAUGAUAAUGGAACUAUCAAUGAAUAAAAAGACAUGGGAACAGAUGUUACAGAUACUUCUUAGAAUAACAGAAGCUGUGAUGCAGAAGCCAAAAGAAAACCAAAUAAAGGAUACAUUCGCUCAUAGCAUGUCGGGAUUACUUUUCCGAACCCUGAUUGUGGCUUGGAUCAGAGCAAACCUGAGCGUUUACAUUUCUCGGGAGCUGUGGGAUGAGCUGCUCAGUGUUCUGUCUGCCCUGACGGACUGGGAGGAGCUCAUAAACGAGUGGGCCAAUAUCAUGGACUCCCUAACAGUGGUGCUAGCAAGAACCGUAUAUGGGGUGGAAAUGACCAACUUACCCCUGGAUAAGCUCAGUGAACAAAAAGAAAAGAAGCAGAGAGGAAAAGGUGGCAUUUUAGAGCCUCAAAAGACAGCGGUAGUGGGAAGAUCUUUUUCAUUAAGCUGGAAAAGUCAUCCUGAAGUUGUGGAGCCAAUGAGAUUCAGAAGUGCUACGACCUCUGGAGCCCCGGGAGUUGAGAAGGCAAGAAAUAUUGUUCGUCAAAGAGCAACAGCUAAGCGAAGCCAGUCUAUCAGCAACUGUGUUCAUCUUUAUGAGGCUUUGCCAGCUACUAAAAGUGUACCUCUUCUGCUUCACACUGUGAGCUCUCUCUUACCUGGUAUCUCUUACACUUCUUGCUCUCACAGACUGUCAGAAGUUGAAGAAUCUCAACAGCUGGAAAAUUCAACAGAAGCUAUGGGCCUAUUUGCAGACCAAGAGCAGCAGCUAACUCGAAGUAGCAGCACUUCAGAUAUUACAGAUCAGUUUCCAUCUGAUUUUUUUCAAGGUAAAAAGGCUGGGAGUUCUCAUAAUUUAACUUCUUCAGACUCCAGAUCAGUUCAGGAAAAUAAGGGAUAUACAAAGAAGGAACAUGAAGCUGAGCAAGUACUAGUACGAAGAAGCAGUAGUACAGCUGAAUUAGAUUUGAAAGCAGACUUGCAGCAAUCAAAUGGAAAUUAUAGAGAGAGAGAAAAAAGUGAAAGUGUUAGCAGUGACACAUCCAUUGGCUAUAAUAAUGAAGUAGAGAUCGCACUUAUCCCCUGGCAAGCUUCUGAAGAAGACCAUGAAGUUAAUGCAUCAGCAGAUGUUUGUGUGGAUCCUGAUGCACCUCGCUGGCUUCAGCUUAGUCCUUCAGAUACUGCAAAUCUAACAGACAGUAGUGAAUUCCUUGCUGAUGACUGCAGUAUAAUUGCUGGUGGAAGCCUUAUCGGUUGGCAUCCUGAUUCUGCUGCUGUCUUAUGGAGGAGGAUCUUGGGAAUUCUUGGAGAUGUGAACAACAUACAGUCACCUAAAAUCCAUGCAAAAGUUUUUGGGUAUCUUUAUGAGUUGUGGUAUAAACUUGCAAAGAUACGGGACAACCUUGCUAUAAGUGUGGACAAUCAGUCUACUCCCUCUCCUCCUGUCUUAAUUCCUCCUCUCAGAAUAUUUGCAUCAUGGUUGUUCAAGGCAACCACCCUGCCAAAUGAAUAUAAAGAAGGUAAACUUCAGGCAUACAGGCUGAUCUGUGCUAUGAUGACUAGGCGUCAAGAUGUUCUGCCAAAUUCUGAUUUCCUGGUUCAUUUUUAUUUUGUGAUGCACCUUGGCUUAACAAGUGAAGACCAGGAUAUCUUAAAUACUGUCAUAAAGCACUGCCCACCUUGGUUUUUCUUCCUGGGCUUACCUGGCUUUACGAUGCUGAUAGGAGACUUCAUCACUGCAGCAGCCAGGGUUCUGAGCACAGACACGCUGGAGGCUCCCCGUUCAGAAGCUCAUACCAUCCUUGGUUCUCUUGUUUGCUUUCCAAAUAUCUACCAAGAAAUCCCACUCUUGCGGCCCAUUUCAGAAGCCGGUGAUAUCAUCGCAGGAACAGCAGAUGUGAAGUGCUACCUCAUAAAUAUUUUAUUGAAGAACGCUACAGAGGAGCCAAGUGAAGCUGCAAGAUGCAUAGCCAUUUGUGGCCUUGGAGUUUGGAUAUGUGAAGAACUAACGCAGUGCACAAACCAUCCCCAAGUGAAGGAAGCAAUCAAUGUCAUAGGUGUGACACUGAAGUUUUCUAAUAAACUGGUAGCUCAAGUAGCCUGUGAUGUUCUUCAGCUGCUGGUAUCUUAUUGGCAAAAGCUUCAGAAGUACGAAUCCUCUCUGUCCAGAAAAAUUACUGAAAUCCUUGUGGCCACUAUUGCAUUUCUUUUGCCGAGUGCUGAAUACUCCUCUGUGGAAGCAGAUAAAAAGUUUAUAGUUUCACUGCUACUUUGCUUGUUGGAUUGGUGUAUGGCAUUACCCAUGAAAAUGCUGCUGGAGCCGGUGUCUGCUGGUGGUCUUGAAGAUCAGCACACAUCCAAAGCUCCUUUACUGGACUAUAUUUACAGAGUUCUGCACUGUUGUGUGAAUGGCUCCAGCACAUAUACUCAGCAAAGCCAUUACGUGCUGAGUCUGGCGGAUCUCUCGUCCAGUGAUUACGACCCAUUUUUGCCACUGGGGAACGUCAAGAGCUCUGAGCCAGCCCAGUGCCACUCCUCCACGGAUUUGGGCAACCUGCUCACUGUCGCUGAGGAAAAAAGGCGGAGGAACUUAGAAUUGAUACCUUUAACAGCACGGAUGGUUAUGACUCACCUGGUGAAUCACCUGAGCCACUACCCGCUCAGUGGAGGCCCUGCCAUUCUCCACAGUCUCCUUAGCGAGAACCACGACAACUCCUACGUGGAGUCCUCUGAGCUGUCCUCAGAAGUCUUCCGGAGUCCCAACCUGCAGCUCUUCGUGUUUAAUGACAGUACUCUUAUAUCUUACCUCCAAAUCCCCGCAGAGAAGAAGACAGACACUGAACCAGCAGCAGCCCCCUCGGACGUAAGGGUAAUUGUCAGAGAUAUCUCAGGGAAGUACUCUUGGGAUGGCAGAAUAUUGUAUGGACCUUUGGAGGGCUGCCUUCCGCGGCAGAGCGCAACGAACGCGUUUGUGAUCUCAGGCAACUCUGAGCACCACUUCAUUUCCCAGAAAGAGAUUUCUCAGGUGGAAGAAGGAGAAGAUGCUCUCGACCAAUUGCUGGAAAAGAUUGGCAACACCAGUCCUGAAUGCCUUUUACAUCCCCAGCGAAAGCUGAAUGAGCCAUCGCCACCACCCUUCGGUGUGAGCUAUGACCAAGAGAAUGCGAUCACUGAAGCCCUGAUGAGGCAGAGCACCCAGGAGAAAGAGUAUAUAUUUAAAUGCAGCUCAGACUUCAGUAUGAAGGUGGCCCAUCAGGAAGAACCACGUCCUGCUGAACCUCAAGCAUCCUUUUAUUUCUGUCGGCUGUUGCUAAAUGACUUGGGAAUGAACUCCUGGGAUAGAAGAAAAAGCUUUCAUCUUCUUAAGAAAAAUUCAAAAUUACUGCGAGAACUGAAAAAUCUGGAUUCCCGCCAAUGCCGUGAAACUCACAAGAUUGCAGUGUUUUACAUUGCAGAAGGACAGGAGGACAAAUGUUCAAUACUGUCCAAUGCAAGGGGAAGCCAGGCAUAUGAAGACUUUGUUGCUGGUCUGGGCUGGGAGGUUGAUCUUUCAACACACGGUGGGUUUAUGGGCGGCCUUCAGCGCAAUGGCAGCACAGGACAAACGGCACCCUAUUAUGCUACCUCUACCGUGGAAAUAAUUUUUCAUGUGUCUACAAGAAUGCCAUCAGAUUCGGAUGAUUCACUGACCAAAAAGCUUCGUCACUUGGGAAAUGAUGAGGUUCACAUCGUCUGGUCUGAACACACCAGGAACUACCGCAGAGGCAUUAUACCAACAGAUUUUGGAGAUGUUUUAAUUGUUAUUUAUCCAAUGAAGAAUCACAUGUUUUUCAUAGAGAUAAUGAAGAAACCAGAGGUGCCAUUUUUCGGUCCUCUCUUUGAUGGAGCAAUCGUGACUGCAAAGCUCCUGCCAAGCCUCAUAUGUGCCACGUGCAUCAAUGCCAGCAGAGCCGUCAAGUCGCUCAUCCCGCUCUACCAGAGCUUUUAUGAAGAAAGAGCUCUGUAUCUCGAAGCAAUAAUCCAGAACCAUAAAGAAGUAAUGACAUUUGAGGAUUUUGCCGCUCAGGUCUUUUCUCCCUCUCCCAGCUACUCCCUCGGUGGAACUGAUUAGAAUAUGUAAUGGUCUCGUUACGGUAAUUGCUGCAGGCUGCCUCACCACAAGCGCAAGCGCUGACCUUACUGUCACCAUAGGAAUAGAGUUAGCAGACCAGACCUCGCCCACAUUACCACGUGCCUCGAAGAGCAGAGUCUCUGGGAAGCUUCGCCGCUCCGCCAGUGCUCUCAGCAAGUCUUCCAACUGAGGCGCUGCGGGAGCGGCACUCCAGCGGAGGGAACCCAAGAGACCUUAAAACAGAUAAAUUAUUUACUCCGUCUAUAGAACCUGCAAUUUUGGAUGAGCACAUGUUGAAGGGGAUGGGCAAGGGGUUUGCUCUGUAAAAUUGCAGUUCUCGUGUUCAGGCAGACAUGGCCGAUGAUCAGGUAUCACCUGCAUCAUCGUCAUGCAUUUCACUUGAUUGUUUCCGUCACAAAGAGAACGAGGGUGAUGGGAGCUCUCACCGCUGGUGUCGCGUGGGGCUGAUGGCAGCGCACACUUCUCCUCCCCGAGCACCUGUGCACAAGUACUGGUGUUGCAGCAAGAGGACACGAACCAGUACUGAAACCAGUUAUUUAAUGCAACUUUAGAGCAUUGCUUUUAGUCAUUCCGGUCAACACUUAAUUGUGCGUUAGGGAAUUUUGUCUAAAUAGAGGUUUUCAUAUGACUAGCCACGUAACAAAUGUUCCCCUCCUCUGGAGUGCGGGUGAAUGAUGGAGGUGCUUUCCAGCCCGUGGUCAGCCUCUGCUCCCCUUCUGUCAUCUGUGCUCAUCCAGCACCAGUUUUGUGCGUGUAGCUAAGAAUUAGUAAUCAUCAAAGAGGUCAUUUACCCGAAAUUCAGGAGGGUACUGCCAGUUUCACAAAGUGGCAGCACCUGCGUUAAAAUCUGUUUAAUCAUGGCAUCUUGAUCAAGGUCAUACGUCACUACCUGUUGUGUAAAAUCCCGAAGCCAAAGGUGCUCCACCCGCUGCUCGGUCGUGCCCAGUCCAGCACAGCAGAGCAGAGGACCGGGCUCCUCUCCUUAGUGCCCAUCAGGUGCCCGCCUGCAGCAGAGGUGUGAUGACUGGGGCGGCAGCAUCCAGUGCAGGCGUGAGGUACCCGUUAGCGCUACUGCGCCAGCUGGGUUCAACCAUUUACCUUCACGUCUUUGCAUUUAUUUUAGACAGAAGUCCUCUCUCCGCACUGGCUUUGGCUUCGGGAUUGCUGUGUCAUUUGCAAUAGUGCAUGUGAUGGCUGCGUACUGUGAACUACUCACUAGAAAAAUAAAAAUAACCAAAUUCCUUUUUGAAGAGCAAAUGCCGCACGUUUGCCACGACUACUUCUCACCACAGUUUGAAUAAUUAGACAGUACACCUCUUAGGUAACCACCUCACCUUGUCACAACAUCAGGGCAAUAGCCCGCACCCUGAAGCAUCUCUAGUUAGAAUAAAAUAAAUCUGAAGGCUUUUGAGGACGUGCAGCAUCCUCUUGGCACUUUGUGUAGUGAGCAAAUCUUGUAUUUUCAAUAGGAAGUGUGUUUCAGUCUACGUGUAUCGUAGGUUUCUAGGGGUGUUGACUUUUUAUAGCUGAAAGAACCCUGUAUUAUAAAAACAAAAGAAAUCUGAGAGACAUCCUGCAAGUACUCGGUGUGAAUGAGGAUGGCCAGACUGAAAGCAGAAAUCCGUCGAUGCUCCACCAUGAAGGGACUUGUGAGAGACACCACGCGCAGCAGAACGCGAGCCUCCGCCCAACGACUGCUGCAGGACCCGCCAGCGGCCGACGCUGGGGCUGGGCACCACGUUCAGCCUGGGCUUCCCUGGCCCUCCCGGCGCGCGUGGACGAGAAGAGGAGAUGGCUGUAAAGCAAAUAGUAUUGUGUGAACUUUUUUUUUUUUUUUUUGAUGUUUUGAACAUCGGUGUCUGCCCAUUCUCAAGUGUUGUGUCAGACCCCCUCCCGCCUUCCUAACCCUCCUCAGGUCUGGUUCGCAUUGUUGCUUUUUGUUCUGUUUUGGUUUGGUUUGCUACUUGGCAUUCAAACGCACACCUCUAAACUUAACGUGCUUUGGUUUAAGUGAAGGGGAUUUGGUUUUCGGUGAAGCAAAAGGCACCAUCGGGCCACCCUUUUUUUUUUGCACUUCUACUUAGGUGUUAAUGUGAACGUCUCUGUUUGCCUGUCAGCGUCCAGCCCUGUGACCUCCCUGUAAAUACGGGACACCGUUUUAUAAAUAUUGCCAGUAACACUGAGGUAGCUCAGCGCUUUGCUAUGGGCUCUGUGCAGUGGGUUAUUUGGCCCGAGGGGCAGCCAGCUCAGCCCAAGGUGCCGCCGGGCGCCCUUGCUGCCCGGAGCAGGAGCUGGAGGCACUGAGCAUGAACCUGGCUGGCACACCGGGACGUGGGUAACGCAGCCGUCCUGCUGGGAAGGAGCCUCAUUUGCUAAGGGUUUUGACUGCCAUUUUGAUUUUCUGCCUCACAUUUUGGUUUUGCUUUCUACUGAUUGUGUGUCAGUAAAGGAAAUUAGAAAAUGAAAUGUGUAUUUUAAUUUAUUUUAUUUUCAGGACUGGAUAGGCGAGGCUGUCUUGUUCUUAGUUAUCCAAUAAAUGGUCUGAAAUAAUUUCAAAGGCGUUCUUCUGAAUAAAAGGAGACUUUUCUCAUUAGAGCAAUAUAUGUCUCUCAUUCAGGGAGGAAUUAAAACACGGAUGAAAAUAGCAUUUUCCUGAUGUCAAAAACCUAAAAAUAUUAAUUUGUAAAAAUUCAGCUGGUGUUUUGUACUAUGAACUGGAUAACAAAGCUGUUCUGUUACCCCUCACAAACUUAAUAAAUCUUAGCUCACAAGAAAAGUCUUAAAAAGAGCAAUAAAAAGGUACGUACCGGC
Molecule: messenger RNA, 8703 nt
Organism: Aptenodytes forsteri (emperor penguin)
Lineage: Eukaryota; Metazoa; Chordata; Aves; Sphenisciformes; Spheniscidae
Gene: RALGAPA2
Product: Ral GTPase activating protein catalytic alpha subunit 2
Exons: 42
Coding region: 1-5871 (1956 amino acids)
Biological process (GO): regulation of small GTPase mediated signal transduction; positive regulation of GTPase activity
Cellular component (GO): cytoplasm; nucleus
Molecular function (GO): GTPase activator activity
Source: RefSeq, a predicted model, not a curated record